Ahaetulla prasina is the source of this 757-nucleotide messenger RNA. Its product is annotated as C-type lectin Cal-like. The transcript is spliced from 6 exons. The coding region runs from base 117 to 599 and encodes 160 amino acids. The record is from RefSeq and is a predicted model, not a curated record. NCBI's taxonomy places the organism in Eukaryota, Metazoa, Chordata, Lepidosauria, Squamata, Colubridae. Gene Ontology annotation, molecular function: signaling receptor activity.
GUGGGGCCCUGCCAUCCCGACUAGAUGAGGUGGAAAUCCUCGUUGAGGCUGAGCUUCCACAGGUCCUAGAUGACAGCAAUGAUGAAGGGGACCAAGGUCUAGUGGUAAACCAAAAGAUGGCCUUCCUCACUUACUUGAGCCUCAGCCUUCUUGGCAUCUUCUUUGCUGGUCCUUUCUUUCCAGUGGAAGCUGACACCUGUGCCAGGGAGUGGCUGCAAAACCAAGGAAACUGCUAUGCUUAUUUUGAUCAGAAGUUAACAUGGCAUGAAGCUGAGAUUGAGUGCCAGAGCUAUGGCCGUGGAGCCCACCUCGCCUCCAUCCUUACCAAAGCAGAGAUGCUCCUAGUAGCUGAACACAUCUCUACUUACCAACGAGAACUUGGUAAUGUCUGGAUUGGACUCCAUGAUGUCUGUCAGACUAGAAAGUGGAGGUGGGCUGAUGAAUCCAUUUACAACUACAAAUCCUGGAUGAACUACCAGCCAGAUAACUAUGGCAACAAUGAGCACUGCGUGGAGCUGCGACAAUCCACAGGCUUUAAAUUAUGGAACGACAUACGAUGCAACACACGUAAUGCCUACAUCUGCAAACACGAGUUGUAGAGGUGACCGAAGUUUCUCCCUGUGCUUUCCAGGGUACUGAUGCCUUCUCACUUAUCUCAUUACCUCCUCACAUUCCAUAGAGAUAAAGUUUUCUUGCAUUUUCUUCAAAACCUGAACUCACAAGAACUGCCUCUUUGAUUCUUCCGAACUUUUCUCAU